AUGACAAUGGUCGGGGGUGAACAAUCAAAUCCUAUCAGAAUUAAUUGUGGGCUACCUCAAGGGAGUAUACUUGGUCCGCUUUGGUUUCUCACCUAUAUUGAGGACAUAGGUAACAAUCUCACUUCAAAAACUCAUUUGUUUGCUGACGAUACUCUACUUUAUUGUAGUGGUAUUCGUCAUAGUCAAGUCAACUUAACCUUGAAUGAUGAUCUUGUGGAUGUUCUUCAGUGGUCCAUCCAAUGGUUUUUACCAUUAAAUUUACCAAAAUGUGUCUCCAUGUGUUUUUCUAAAAAACCGCUGCCUGGGUUACUAAUGAUUGCAGAUCAUGUUCUCGAUCGAGUUGGUGAACAUAAGCAUCUGGGAGUCUAUUUUACUUCAUCAUUAUCGUGA
Molecule: messenger RNA, 390 nt
Organism: Didymodactylos carnosus
Lineage: Eukaryota; Metazoa; Rotifera; Eurotatoria; Philodinida; Philodinidae
Source: the annotation of a GenBank genome assembly